AGGAAUGUCUCAUUGAAAUGCUACAAGACAUGUUUGGUGAAGACUCUGUACCAAAAAUAUUCAAAGGAGAAAAAUUGUACGUCACUGUCAAUGAAAAGCGCGCCGACAUCGAUUUGGUGAAUUUGGACGUCAAAUGCACCAGCGAUGAAACUUUCCAGCAAAUUGUCCAGACUGCUGUGACGAAGUUGUAUCAAAGUUUAGCUCCCCCACAGAUAGAAUCUUGAUGAUCAUCAAUUAAAAUUGCAACUUUUUAUAUUUUAUAAGUUGUUUUUUUUCUUAUACUUAUCUUUAAUAAAUACAUGAUAAUAGAA
Molecule: messenger RNA, 311 nt
Organism: Ceutorhynchus assimilis (cabbage seed weevil)
Lineage: Eukaryota; Metazoa; Arthropoda; Insecta; Coleoptera; Curculionidae
Source: the annotation of a GenBank genome assembly